This is a messenger RNA of Priapulus caudatus, 3146 nucleotides long. RefSeq names its product 2'-deoxynucleoside 5'-phosphate N-hydrolase 1-like. NCBI's taxonomy places the organism in Eukaryota, Metazoa, Priapulida, Priapulimorpha, Priapulimorphida, Priapulidae. Gene Ontology annotation, cellular component: nucleus. Gene Ontology annotation, biological process: deoxyribonucleoside monophosphate catabolic process. The record is from RefSeq and is a predicted model, not a curated record. The coding region runs from base 108 to 644 and encodes 178 amino acids. Gene Ontology annotation, molecular function: 5-hydroxymethyl-dUMP N-hydrolase activity. The transcript is spliced from 6 exons.
GCUUCCUCUACUUCCCGCCAAGUUCUCGUUUAAAAUCUACGGCAGCUGCCGAUUUCGACAGUAUUUGAAGGUUACUUAAUUUGGCACGUCAGGCCUAUCACAACGCAAUGGACAUCUAUUUUUCCGGAAGCAUCCGAGGAGGCCGUCAGGACGUGGAGGUCUACCAGCGUGUUAUCAAACUACUGCAACAGUAUGGUGCCGUGCUGACGGAAAACAACUUCAAGGCAGGCGGUGGCGGUGAUGAUGAAAAAGAUCUAGAUGAUCGAGAAAUCCAUGACCGAUGCAUGGCUUGGCUAGAGCAGGCUGAAGUUGUUGUGGCAGAAGUGACACAGCCAUCUUUGGGAGUUGGUUAUGAAAUUGCACAAGCUGUUGGCAUGGACAAACGAAUCCUGUGCUUAUUCCGCGAGUCGACUGGAAAAAAGCUGUCGGCGAUGAUCCGUGGCUGCGAUAAUGAAGACACAAUCAUUGUAAAAGAUUACAAAGAAGCAGAUCUUCCUGCCAUUCUUCAGGAAUUUUUUACAUCAGUACAGGCAGAGGCGGAAGGAGAUGAUGGGGACGAAGGGGAGGAAGACAUCGAAGGAGAGGAGGUUGAUGAAGAGGAGGGAGCAGGGGAGGAGGAGGAGGAUGAAGAUGAUGGAGAGUAGAUGCCCCAAGUUCCAAAUAUUGACAUUCAUUCAAAUGGUCAGUGUACGUACAGGCCAUGAGGUUGUAGUCAGUCCAAACUCUGCAGUGGAUCCAGCACACGACUGGCUUCCACGACUGUCCAAUUGAUAAACACCAAGGAUGUCUGGUAGAUCCGGUCACCAGCAAAAAUGAACAGAAAGACUCCUGGCAAGGCAGAUCCCAGAGAGGUGAAUGCAGCGAGAAAUUGUGAUUUUGGUUCCGUUUUUAACGGGGACUUUGAGGUCUGCUGACAUCCAGACUUCUAACAUCGUAACGAUCUGAUGUGUUCAUCGCUAGAAUUUUAUCAGCAAGUUUCGCAUUCUGGAUAUUAAUCCCUUGGAGGCGAUAGUGGUUGUUGUGAAGAUACCGUCUGCUGCAUUUGCUUCUCUGGCCGUGUGAUUUGUGUUUUUUGUUCAACUAAAACCCCCUCGGGUUGGCCCUCGGCUAUAACUUGUAAAUAGAUGUCUAGCCAGAUUGUACAUUGACGGCACUGUCUAUCAGUACUAUCUCCCCGAAUGAACAACUUGAUGCCAAGGUUCCAUCAAGAAUAGAAGAAGAACAAUAUUGUUUGUAGUUGUUAAAUACCGUCUAAUGCGGAUCUCGUUAAGUCUUGUGCUGUGUAGAGCAUCGAUGCAGUCGGUGUUUCCGACAUGAAAUGUCUUCUGUCUCGGUGUUUGCACACACUAUGAUCCUAUGGUGAUUCUGUGUGCAUGACCCUACCAACGUUGAAGGUAUGUAACUGAGUAAAACCAACUUGAUGUAUGAAAUCUUUGCACUUUUUCAAUAGGUGACAUUUUGCGUGUCGUUUGCGAGUCAUGGAUGAAAGUAUAAAACAGAAAAGUUUCGUCAUUUACAUAAUCAACUUGCAAUUUCUGUGCCCCGCAUUCCAAGAGUUUGAUUUUACUUGGCACAUCAUCCUCAAUUGAAAUCGUGGUGUUGUCAAUUAUAAGUGACACGGCGGUACUCCUUUGUCUGGGGCCAUUCGUGAAAUUCACUGUUUACUUCAUUUUUUUGUUGUGAAUGUCCUUUCUUUUAUACCAUUUGCGUAAAUGUUUUGUGUAUAUACAUGUAGUUUUCUAAAGCCUGAGUAGUCAUGGUCAAUACGAGAGCCAUGAGAAUACCCUAGUUAAUUUUUUAGGAUCGCUUGAGAAAAAAAGAAGCCGUCUGCAAGAGUAUUGACCAUUAGGGUAAUUUGCUGCCGCUGGUUAUAGGUUCGUGUGAGCAUGUGCAUGCAUCUUCCAAGUUUAGCUAAAGUUGGAAUGUGUUCAUCUUGUAAUGCAAUAAUGUCCUUAGCAGCAGUGUAGCGCUACAAAUUUUACACAAGUUUGUUUAACUUGAGCAACCAGUGCAAGUUUUGGUGUGAACUAUCAUUGACACAUACAGAAAUAAACAAGUAGCCAGCUCGUGUUCAUCAGCCUGCAACGCCAUCCUGGUGCUCUGUCUAUUGCGAAGCGUUCCUCUGCGCUCUAGGCGUAAUUCAGGUACCGCCCUCAAGCAGUUUUAAAUGUGCAACAUGGUGGUGUUGGGUUGGUUCUAGAUUCACUAUGUUACAUUUUUAGAGCAGAUCGCACACUCGUCUAGCCGCACCAUGUUUAGUGUUCGCUGUCCUAAUAUUAUUAUUAUCGCGUAGAGAAUGAGGAUUUCCAAGAUGUAACCAAAGAUAUCUGACCAGCUGAAAGCUAUUAAUGUUCCCUAAGUGAAUUUUUUCUGCCACGUUUUGUUUUCUGGGUGCGUCCUUAGAAUUUGGAACUGUACAGUGCCGAGCUCUCUGUCUUUGGGCUCUACUAGGCCUGCAGCUGCGCAUCAGCGUAUUCAUCUAAAACAAAGGUAUAUAUUUUACUGACAAAUACCAGGUGCCGACUGUGUGAACUGUGCUCAGGUGCUGGUGCUGUUACGGGCACAAAACACGAAUCAUGUAAGGCUGUCUUUGUAGGCGUUGCGCUAAGAGCAACUACAGUGAUGCCUGCUUGGCAACACUCACUCCAGUAUCCGCAAGUUUUGUGUCAAGUUCACAGGUCGAGAUUACCUAGAGAAUGAUUCUGCACCAUGCAACACACAGGACGUGUCUCGUCGUCGUCGUCGUCGUUACGACGUGACGGACGUACUUUCUGAAUGGAGACGUACACUACGGAUUUCAGUUUGGAAAUCCGUUCAUGCUCCAUUGAGCUCUGAGCGAUGAUAUGCAGAGUACAUGUGCGUGAACGUGUAGGACCGGCUGUCUAACAUCGCAGCUACGAGCUAAACUAGAAUGCGCGAGAGCUGGCCACCUUCACUAUAGUUGCUACGAUUGGGCUGUGGUGUGAGGGAAAGAACCGGAAGUCCACAAAUAUCUGUCAGCGUAGAUUUGUAUCAAGAUCCUACAGAAUAAAAUAAUCAUUUCUAAACAAAUUAUGUCUAGUAUUGUAUUGUUAAAUGCGCUCUGUGAAGAUAGUGGUUUUAGUAAUUGUCGAGCAAAUGGUUGAAAAUAAAAAAAACCUAUUGUA